Molecule: messenger RNA, 2747 nt
Organism: Selaginella moellendorffii
Lineage: Eukaryota; Viridiplantae; Streptophyta; Lycopodiopsida; Selaginellales; Selaginellaceae
Product: E3 ubiquitin-protein ligase XB3
Exons: 10
Coding region: 101-1483 (460 amino acids)
Molecular function (GO): protein binding
Source: RefSeq, a predicted model, not a curated record
GAGCAGCCAGGGAGCCAUCCGGGAUCCCCAUUGAAGUCCACAGCAUUAUUGUCACAGGGCGGGAGGGCUUGUCUGGUCCCUGUGAUGUUUGUGGGCGAUCAUGGUUUGCGCCUUGUGGAGCUUGUCUCCAAACAAAGAACGCAACGAAGCCCAUGCCUUGUUUGCAGCGAUUCGGAAGGGCGAUGUGGAUGGCGUGAGGAAUGUAGCGGAGCAGCAUCCACAUCUACUCAAUGAAGCUCGGUCCCUGCGCCGUCUAACGCCCUUGCACUUGGCGGCCUCCAUUGGUCAGCUCGAGGUCUUGAUCGCAUUGCUCGAGCGAGGCGCCGAUGCAGAACCUCUGGAUCGAUAUGGCAAGACACCCUUGAUGCUUGCUUGCAAGCAGAAGAAAUGGGCUUGUGCCGAGUGGCUUCUCGAUCGCGCCGGAGCGAAUAUAAUCGUAUUUGGUUCGUCACGCGGAAGAACAUGCUUACACUAUGCUGCCAAGGGAGGAAACUCUUCGUGCGUCCAGAAGAUCUUGGCAGCAGCCGAUUCAAGUACUUGGGGUCUGGCGAGAUUCCUGAAUGCGCAAGACAGGAGCGGGAUCACUGCUCUUCACCUGGCCAGCUUGAGCGGCCAUGCCGCCGUCGUCCAGGAACUUCUAAGCAACGGAGCGCUGGUCUCCGCAAGAACGAUUCCUUAUGGCCAGAUCAAUGAACUUGGUGGUGGAAUGUCCCCGCUGCAUGCUGCUGCUCGUGGAGGCUCGGUCGAAUGCGUGCAAGCGCUCCUCUCAUGGGGAGCAGACCGAAGGCAUCGUGACAACGAAGGGUUCACUGCUUACGGAGUGGCUAACGAGUACCACAACUUCGCCUGCGCGGCUCUGCUCAAUCCCAACGCAGCAGAGCCGCUGGUGUGGCCAUCGUCUCUCAAGUUCAUCAAGGAGCUGGAGCCGGAGGCCAAGAAGCUGCUCGAGGCGGCUCUACGCGAGGCCAACCGGCGGCACCACCGACAGCACCACCGACCACGAAAACAAAAUCAACAAGAGCGAGAUCUAUCCCAGGAACUCGCUGCUAGUGGGAGCAGCUCCAUCAAGGACGAAGACGUGUGCUGCAUUUGCUUCGACCACUUGUGCACCAUCCAAAUCAAGGACUGUGGCCACCAGAUGUGUGCAACCUGUGCUCUCAAGCUCUGCUGUCACGGCUCCUCGUCGUCGUCGUCAUCACCGCCGCGAGCACUAGCAUGUCCGUUUUGUAGGCAGGACAUUGCAUCGCUCGUGCUGGCUCCAUCAUCGAUAUCUCAUGGCUGCCGGGACGAGCAGCAGCAGGUUCACCACCAAUCGUCGUCGUCGUCGUCCAGGCGAUCCAGGAGAGUUAAACCCCUCUCGCCGAGCGUUUCGGUUGUUCUUCGUCAACUUAGUCAUGAGGAGAUGGAAGGAGGCGAUGCUCCACCACCACCAAACUCGAGUGGAUUAAACAAAGGGAAAGAAGUGUCAAUCCGGUGGGUGUAGAGCUGAAAGUUUUUGUGCGUGCUGCCAGGCCUAGGAGGUAGAGGAACCGAUCGCGAAAGCAAAGAUUUUGGAGAGCGUUUGCUCGCGGAGUCGCUGCUGUUGCGUUUGUCCGUGUCGAGCCUUGAUUGUCAUUCAAUGCCCGGCAACGGCCGUGCAGACCCGACGACGGUCUCAUGAACUUCUUGCCACUCCCUUAAAAAGCUUUUCUUUCUCUUGCUCUCACUCGUUGCUUCGUCGUCGGGGAGGGGCGACCGGAUGGAUUGAGCAUGAAUGAAUGGAUCCUUCGCUCGUGUCGCAUUGCAAUGCAGCCCAGGAGCAUUUGUUCUUAAUUGAGAGUGCUUUCCUCGGAGAGAAAGUACUUUGGAUGGAGGAGGGAGCACUCCUCGGCUGGCUAUGGCUAUAGGGCAUCUCUCCAAAGCCCCUACCUUUCUCCCACUUGUAAUGAAUGCGAGAGGUAAGAUUCGAUACUAGAUAGAUAGCUAGACUACUGGAGUCGCGCUGAUUCCUAGAGGCACGCUCGCUCUCGUCUCGAUGGAUCGCGACGAGGAAGAGAGACCGCCGUCUGGAUGGCCGCUCGGGCUCGAGCCCGUGCACUUGAGGAAGAGAGUGCUCGACACACUGGUGGACGAAGAUCGAGAUCCAAGCAGCAACACAAUGAGAGGCACCGCCGGCGGCGCCAAGAUCUCCACCACCAGCUACUCCGACGAGACCUCCAACUUGGAAACCGAGUCGAGCUGCUCCUCCAAGUUCUUCCCGGAUGACAAGCCCGUGACGCUGGGCGAGAUCCUGGGGAUGUCGCUCAACCAUCUGGCCACGAGCUCCUUCCGAUCCAUCGAGCUCCACGUCGCGGAACAACCAUCGUCGUCGCGGUCGAGCACUAGAUCCUGGUCGAGCCCCUGGAGCCUGAUGAUGCGAUGCAAAUGCACCAGGGCGUCGACGGCCUCGAGCAGAUUCGAGGACGAUAUCCCCAUGCCCGGCAGGAUUUACACGAAUUCCAUGUUCGAGGAGGAUGGCGAUCAGCACAGCGACGGCGGCCAUGACCGUGAUCCGGUCUCCCUUUUGGACCACCUCCGGGGCUCUGCGCUCCACGACAUCGCGGAGAAUCCACUCUUUCUGCUUGAUUACGUAGCAACGAGGCAACAAAGGAGAGCUAGGUAGCAUGAGCGAGUGGAUUCGGGGUGGACUUCUCCCUCCCAAAAGGUCAAAGCCUUUGGGGUGCAUUGGAUGUUGACUUUUUGAGCAUUGAUCUUUCUUGUUUGAUUUA